AUGGCUCAGUUUGAUGAUGUGAUGAAGAACCAAAUCGCGGCAAUACUGAAGGUUAUAAAUUUCUCAAGAUGCUUGAAAGAGGACAAAAUUCCAUGCCACAUUGAAGAUGGAUUGUUCUUAGGGUCAGUUGGUGCUGCUAACAACAAGAAUGCACUGAGAAGCAGCAACAUCAGUCACGUGUUAACUAUAGCAAAUUCCCUAGCUCCGGUUUAUCCCAACGAUUUCGUUUAUAAGGUCAUUGCAGUUGCUGAUAGGGAAGAGACCAAUUUGAGACAGUACUUUGAUGAAUGCAUCAACUUCAUCGACGAAGCCAAGAGGCAAGGAGGUGGUGUUUUGGUACAUUGCUUUGUUGGAAAGUCCAGGAGUGUCACCAUUGUUCUUGCCUACCUGAUGAAGAAGCAUGGGAUGACGGUAUCUCAAGCUCUGGAACAUGUGAAGUCGAGGAGGCCUCAAGCAUCACCAAAUGCUGGUUUCAUUUUGCAGCUUCAAGAACUGCUGAUCCAAAGCUCCUGGCAAAUCGCUCCAGUUGAUGUGAUGAAGAACCAAAUCGCUAGAGUUCUGAGGGUUAUAGAUUUCUCAAGAUGCUUCAAAGACGACAACAUUCCAUGCCAAAUUGAAGAUGGAUUGUACUUGGGCUCAGUUGGUGCUGCUCUCAACAAGAAUGCACUGAGAAGCAACAACAUCACUCACGUACUAACUUUACUGAAGUCCCUGCCUCCCAUUUACACCAACGAUAUCGUUUAUAAGGCCAUUGCAGUUACUGAUAGAGAAGAGACCAAUUUGAGAGAAUACUUUGAUGAAUGCAUCAACUUCAUCUACGAGGCCAGGAGACAAGGCGGCUGUGUUUUGGUACAUUGCUAUGCUGGAAGGUCCAGGAGUGUCACCAUUGUUCUUGCCUACCUGAUGAAGAAGCAUGGGAUGACGGUAUCUCAAGCUCUGGAACAUGUGAAUUCGAGGAGGCCUCAAGCAUCUCCAAAUCCUGGCUUCAUUUUGCAGCUUCAAGAGUACGAGCGGUUUCUUACAGGUUCAUCGUCCUGCUAA
Linum trigynum is the source of this 1041-nucleotide messenger RNA. The record is from the annotation of a GenBank genome assembly. Lineage: Eukaryota; Viridiplantae; Streptophyta; Magnoliopsida; Malpighiales; Linaceae.